Messenger RNA from Betta splendens (Siamese fighting fish), 5191 nucleotides. It is a transcript of the gene cuedc1b, whose product is annotated as CUE domain containing 1b. The coding region runs from base 1144 to 2361 and encodes 405 amino acids. Gene Ontology annotation, molecular function: ubiquitin binding. The transcript has 12 exons. The record is from RefSeq and is a predicted model, not a curated record. Lineage: Eukaryota; Metazoa; Chordata; Actinopteri; Anabantiformes; Osphronemidae.
UAUUUUGCCACUUCCUGUUUUGUCCUCGUCUGCCUUAGUUCUAGUUUUACUGAUUCUGCCACAUGACCCAUCAGCUGCAGCCAAUCUGUAAUCAACCCGGUAUUUUAGCCUCAGUUCUCAGCUCGUGUUUGGGUGGCUACAUUCCACUAUUUAGUUCAAGUAAGUCCUGCUAUGUACCAGUUCUGAUCGUCUUUUGGACCUUGCCUUGCCUGUUUCCUGUCUGUACUGUCUAGGACCGUGCUUUUUUAAUUGAACCUCCCUCGCCUGGAAUCUGAGUGCCUUUGCCUGAUCCCCUGUCUGUACCGUUGCCUGUAUUAAAUCACCACAACCUUAUCUGCGUAUUGUGCUGUGCAUUUGGGUCCUUCACCCUGAUUCCUGACAACCUGUACCUUUUUGAACCUGACCGGUCAGUCUAACCUGCCUCUGCCUGCCGAUUAAAACCCUUUAACUGAUCUCCGACUCAGAGUCGUGCAUGCAGGUCCGUAGCCUUGCGCCGCCGACAUGUUUGCCUUGAUUCAUUGUGCUGAAAACUGGUAUUUUGACAUGAAAGAACUCAAAACCUGCAAUGAACUGUUGGGGAGCGUCCGUGAUGCAUUUAGCGGCCUCCAACAAAUGUAGACAGCCAUCCUGCAGAGGGCAGCAGUGGGCCAGCAACGACUGCAACCUGAGCAACAAAGAAGAACUGUAUCCUUUGAUUCACUUCUAUCCUCCACCGUUUAGUUCAGUAGUGCUUCCUGUGGCUUCCAUUAUUGGAACUGAGUGUAUGUGUUGUCCGGUUGGAUCCGCUGGAUUCCUGAUUACCGUUCUGUAGAUUUGUCCAGCGUGUUUUCACAUCACAGGGUUUUUACUCGUUUGAAACCAGCGGUAUUUUGUCUGCGGCGUCUCGUCGUACCAACACGGUGAUGAUUGUGAUGCAACCCUGUAUGUUUCUAGACUAAUCUCUACCUGGUCCUAGGUUAGAUGUUUGGAAACUACAUCAUGUGGUGUGCCACGUAAUCGGGCAUGCUCAGUGCAGCUGAAUUGUAAGGAAAUCAUCAGGAAAUAGAAACUCAAACAGUGUUUGUGAUAGAAUGACUAAGACCUAACUGGCCAAAGUGAUAGAAUAGUUGAGCCAUCCUAUUGGUAGGUUGGCAGGUCUUGACAAUGACUAGCUUAUUCAGACGUAGCAGCAAUGGAGGGUCUAAAAACAGUGGAGAUGGUGGUGGGGGAAACGGUGGGCAUGGGCAGCUCAACAAUGGCAGGCCUAACCGGCAGGUCAAACGCCUGGAGUUUAACCAGGCCAUGGAGGACUUCACAACUAUGUUUCCUUCUAUGGACUAUGAGGUGAUCGAGUGUGUACUGCGCUCUAAUAAUGGAGCAGUGGACACUACAAUCGACCAGCUGCUCCAGAUGAGCAUUGAUGGACAGGGCUCAGAUGAAAGCACAGACUCAGAUGACAGCAUCCCUCCAGAGGCUCCAUCUUUGCUGCUUCUGUCUUCUCUAAUACUAGAGCGAACACUUGAACCUGACAGUUCAGAUGAGGAACCACCUCCAGUCUACUCUCCACCAACAUGUCAUUUGCAAGUUUUUGACAGGAAAGAACCAAAAUCCCUACCAACUCCUACACCAAGUAUAUCUGAUGCCCAGACACCUUCAGAUCACCAACUGGUAAGAAGCUACCGAAACUGGAACCCUCCUUUGCUUGGAAAUCUCCCAGAUGAGUUUUUGCGAAUUUUGCCACAGCAGUUGAACAAUACAAAGAGUUCUCCGUGUAGUUUGUCCCAGCCUUCAUCUUCAUCUUCAGUUACUUCAGUAACUCAGUGGGCAGCUCAGUCUGGAUCUUGGUCUGAAACUGCACAGACGCGAAGAGGCUCUGGUUUGACAGCUGGAGCUACAGAGCAAGACAAGAAGUUAAAACAGUAUUUGGAAGAUGAGCGCAUCGCCUUGUUCCUACAGAAUGAGGAGUUUAUGAAAGAGUUACAGCGAAACCGCGACUUCCUCAUAGCCUUAGAGAGAGAUCGCUUGAAGUAUGAAUUACAGAAAUCAAAGUCAAGUCAUUCAUCUGGCAUGGAAAAUUCCACAGGAGAACAGUUGUCUUCAGCUUCAGUUGAUGACCUCUCAGAUGAUGCUAUGUUUAGAGACAAGCUCAAACACAUGGGAAAAUCAACAAGAAGAAAAUUGUUUGAAAUUGCCAGAACUUUCUCAGAAAGGACAAAGAGGAAAAAGUCGAAAAGAAAAACGUUCCUGAAGCAUCAUUCAUUUGGAAUAGCCAACUCAACAGCCAAUCUUCUGGAUGAUGUGGAGGGAAACAUUUGUGAGGAAGAACCUAAAAAGUCAAUAUCUCACGAAGAAUGUAAGCAACACAGUGAGCCCAUGUCAUGAGUACUCCAACUUGUCAAGAGGUAGAAUCGGUCUCGCUGAAUGUUUAAAAAAGUUUUUUCUUUGCAGAUACUGUAUAAGGUUGUGCAACAAAAUAUGUUAAAGGGACCAUCAUUUUUGUCCAGGCCUGUUUCAUUAGUUUGUUUUUUAAAAUAAUGUUUAACCACAAUUUUAAAACAAUGUCUGAUUUUUUUAAAAAUUUCUUAAAUUAAUUUUUCAGUAAAUUUAGAUUUAUUACUUUUGUUAGUUUUAAUUUAUUCUCAUGACAAAUAUGUUUUUUUAUUUUUUUAUUUUGUAGAGCGGUACCAAGAACUUUGCUCACGUAUGUAUUCGGAUAUGUAACAACCCCAUUUAACCCAUCUUCCAAGGGGAAGCAGUGGUCUUUGUCGAAACACAAACAGGUUUCAGUGUUUUAUAUUGAAAUAUUAUUUGAUGUUUCCUUCCCCGUUUUUAGAUUGGCCUGGACCGUCUCUGGGUGACUUUGCGAAGGUAUGACCCAUGGGCAAAGGGGGAUAGGACAACUCCUACCCCACUGUGUUACAUACUACGGAGUAGAAAGGACUGUUUCCUGUCAGUAUUUUUUUUACCUAGAAAUAUUGCGUAUUUCUGAUUGUGGUGUGGAAAUCUUUAUACUUUUCAUGCAUAUACAGCAAAGGUGUGAUGGAGAAAUAUUCAUAUAAUCUUUAUAUAGACUAUUCCAUACUUUUAUUUGUGUUUUGAGUUAAGAAGCUUUCCUUUUAGAAGGUAUGUGUGUGCAUUCAAAUAAUUCAGGUUUUGAAGCUGUUUGUGAAGUUUUGUAUGGUAGGAUGAAAAAUGUUUUUCUUCUGUACAACUAACACAACUGUCGUAGGUAAACACAAUGGUAGGUUAUGCUAUCGGAACAUUAUACCAAUUGUGUAACGCAUAUGGAAACUUAUUUAAUAAUGUUUCUUAGGCAUCUGGACAUGUCCUAUCAAAUUUGGCCUGUUAUGCUGUUCACACUAUUUUACAAAUCAUUUGUAACAUGUAUUCCCUAUGACAAUUUUUUUCAUAUUCAGCCCAUCUACUUAUUUCUAUUUAUACGACGAUUCACUUAUAUUAUGACAUAAAACUGGUUAUUUUACUUUAUAUGUUUAAACUUGAAACAAAAAAAAUGAGCAAAUAAAUUGAAAUUAUAAUUAUGUACAUUUUUAAUAGUGCUGAAUACGUUUGCGGCCGUGAUGCUGUGUCUGGCAGAGUGUGUUGCGCUCCUGUCGCCCAGGUCGUGGGUUCAAUCCCGUCAGAGGGGUUGCGUCAGGAAGGGCAUCUGGCCUAAGAACUUGCCAAAUCUAUCAUGCGAAUCAAUCGCUGUGGCGACCCCUGACGGGUUAAGCGGAAAGGAGUUCCCUAAUAGUGCUGAUUAUCUUUGACCCAAUACUUUGUAAUGUAAUACUUUUGGGCAUUUUAAUUCCUUUCUUAUAUGGGUUGACUAAAAGAUAUAAAUUAGGGUAAUCCUAUUAGACUGUAGUUUUUAGAAUUGUACUGUACAUGAGAAAUGAAACAGCAUGGAUAAAUCUUCUCUGUAUGAGUGAAUUUGUUCAGUUCAGCCUUGAUGGAUAUAGUUGUCAACGAGAAGUACAGGCCAAAUAAUAAAAAAAAUAUGGUCAUACAAAGUUACGUUAUGGUAAAGACAAUAACUGUGUAAGUAAUAUUUUGCCAUUUCAGAAAUGUUCUAUUAACCUAAGUAAAACCUUUACAACAAUUUAAAACAUUACUCUAGGCCCUGACAUACUGGGCUACUGGCUGAAGAAGCUAAUCGCCUAAUAUAAAAAAAAAAAUAUAUGGUAAAUAAAGCAGUCACCCGAGACUGUAAAACCACACAUGCCAACCUGUGCAUGGCCUGGAUUGACUACAAGAAAACCUAUGACUCAAUUUAUCAUGGGAUUCUUUGAACUAUACAGGAUCAACAGGACUCUAAGAACCUUCAUACAGAACUCUGUGGGGGGGGGGGCAACCCUAGAGGCAAACUUCAAGUCGAUUGCCCAAGUCAACAUCAAGUGCAGCAUAUACCAAGAAGAUGCUCUGUCUGCUGUUCUGCAUAGGCCUGAAUCCCUCAGCCAGAUCUGGCUACAGAGAUCGUACGCUAAGCGUAAGGAAGGAGGCAGAGGAUUAGUGACACUAUCCAGAAUCAAACAACUAAGCUCCAUGAAUACAAAAGGGAAAAUGGCCCCAACAGAUGAUGUGCUCAGUGAAUACCUCAGGGAGUAGAAACCAGAGGAGGAGGGGAAAGAAGAGGAACCCUCAUGAAAGGACAAACCCCUACACGGUAUGUACCACCAGCAGAUAGAAGAAGUGGCUGAUAUCGACAAAUCCAAAGUGGCUGGACUGAAAGACCGUAUGGAAGCACUAAUCCUAGCAGCACAGGAGAGUACCAGAUCAAUAGAGGCUGGGAUCUACCACACCAGGCAGGACCCCAGGUACAGGCUGUGCAAAAAUGCCCAUGAAACAAUCCAGCACAUAACAGCGGCAUGCAAGAUGCUAGCAGGCGGGGCAUACAUGGAAUGCCAUAACCAAGUAGCCGGCAUAGUGUACAGGAACAUCUGUGCCGGGUACAGGCUGGAAGUCCAAAAGUCUAAAUGGGAAACGCCUCAAAAGGUGGUUGAGAAUGACAGCUAAGAUCCUGUGGUACUUUCAGUUGGUUCGGACAGUAAUGAGUCUUUUUUUUCCAUACUGUUUCCUUUUGAGAAAAAGUCCCUAAAAUAUUUUCUGAUUGUGUGCUUUGUCUUUGUUUCACUGUGAAAUCUGAAAUCUGCUUUAUGGCUCCCGUUUGUACCACUUUGUUUAACCACUAAAUUAAAUUCUUUCCCAGCACUUA